Pelagomonas calceolata is the source of this 258-nucleotide messenger RNA. The record is from the annotation of a GenBank genome assembly. NCBI's taxonomy places the organism in Eukaryota, Pelagophyceae, Pelagomonadales, Pelagomonadaceae.
CUGGUGCGAAUGGCAUGAAGCAAACGCAUAAUGGCCAUAUUAUACCUUGCUGAAUGUUGCAUUUGCAUCCUAUCGACGCCGCAUCUGCUGCGACGUCUCAACUCGAUCGUAAUCGUCGGCAAUUCCGAACCGCGAACACGUUCCAUGCAGGAUGGUCCAGGCCAGCAGUGCCUGCUAGUGUUUCAAGGUUCAGCUCAUGCUGUCGUGCGCCUCGUCGUCUACGCGCCGAGGGCACUACGCGCUCUCUUCGCUGCGGGG